AUGAAAACUGGAUUAUUUUCUAAUAAAUAUAUUCAAUCUCAUUUAAAUCUUAUUAUUGAAUUAUUUCAACAAUUAGUUCAUGAUAAUCUUGAAGAAAUUACAAUCACUAAUCUAGAUUUCAAUGAAACCAAUACAACAACAACAACAAUAAUGGAUACUGAUAAUCAUGAUCCACAUCAGCAUAGUAACACGAUCACUGGUUGGUAUCAACCUCAAUCGAAAUUAUUAGAACCACGUUGGAAAUAUUUAGAAUUACAUGAUGAACCAAAACGUGAAUAUCAUUCAUUGAUUACACAAUCUGGUUUAAAACAAUCAUAUUUAUUAGUAUGUUGUGGUUUAUCUUUAUUUAUUGGUUUAAUACGUUAUCAAUGGUUAAAACAAGAUCAAUUAAAUCAUUUACAAUUAUUAAAUCAAUUUCUACCAUCGAUUAUUACAUGUCUUCAAUCGAAAUAUAUUCAAGUUUUAAAUAUUACUAUUAAAUCUUUAUUAGUCAAUCAUCAAUCUAAUUAUCCAUUAUCUAAAUUACAAUUAUUAACCUUAUUAAAUAUUGUUGAUAUUGAAUUAAAUCAUAAUCAAAAUGAAUCAAUGAAUUCAUCAUUAACAUUAUUCAAUGCAAUAUUAAAACGUCGUUUACGUGAUCCAAUCAUUCAAACUAAUCAAAAUGAUUUUUUCAAUUUUAUAAAAGAUCCUCAAUUAUUAAUUAAUAAUGAAGGAUUAAUUAUUGCUAAAUUAUCUGAUCAUAAUUAUGAUCUAAAACUGGUAGUGGUGGUGGACAACGUUUAUUAA
This is a messenger RNA of Schistosoma mattheei, 786 nucleotides long. The record is from the annotation of a GenBank genome assembly. Lineage: Eukaryota; Metazoa; Platyhelminthes; Trematoda; Strigeidida; Schistosomatidae.